AUGGAUGUAAUCAGAAAAAUCACACCAUCUUAUGGUGCAACCAAACAUGCGUGGAUACUGGUUGCAACAGACUACUUCACUAAAUGGGUCGAAGCCAAGUCAUAUGCCGAACUAACGUAUAAGGAAGUUUGUAGCUUUUUUGAAGAAAACAUUGUGACUAGAUUCGGCGUGCCAGAAACAAUCAUAACAAAUAACGGUACAGUUUUUACAUCCGACAGAUUUAAGGACUAUACGGUAAAUCUAAAUAUUCAACUCGAGCAAUAUACGCCAUACUACCCACAGGCGAAUGGACAGGCCGAAGCAAGCAAUAAGGUUCUUAUUGGUAUUCUUGAAAAGAUGGUGAAAGAAAGGCCAGGCAUGUGGCAUUUAAGGAUAAACGAAGCAUUAUGGGCUUAUCGAACCUCUCCACAGACAGCCACCGGGAUGACUCCGUACUUGUUGACUUAUGGACACGAUGCAAUGUUGCCCGUCAAGCUAAGUGUAAACUCGUUACGAAUAAUUGAACAAAGUAGUUUAUUUAGUGCCGAGUACAGUCAAGCCAUGAGACAAGAGCUAGAAGAUUUGGAAGACGCUCGGUUUGAUGCUUAUAAUUUAUUAGUAGCUCAAAAGAAGAUCGCUGAACGUGCAUAUAAUCAACGAGUUAGAAAAAAAACGUUCGACGAAAGAGAAUUGGUUUGGCAAACGGUACUCCCAUUAGGAAUUAAAUACCCUAGGUUCGACAAGUGGUCGCCAAAUUGGGAAGGGCCAUUCAUUAUUCACAAAAUCCUCGGCAAGAGGGCAUAUCAUCUUAGGGAUCGAACCGGUAUUAUUCACAAGUUGCCAAUCAAUGGAAAUUUUUAA
This is a messenger RNA of Malus domestica (apple), 840 nucleotides long. The record is from RefSeq and is a predicted model, not a curated record. Lineage: Eukaryota; Viridiplantae; Streptophyta; Magnoliopsida; Rosales; Rosaceae.